Penicillium soppii is the source of this 1152-nucleotide messenger RNA. RefSeq lists its product as uncharacterized. The transcript has 3 exons. The coding region runs from base 1 to 1152 and encodes 383 amino acids. Lineage: Eukaryota; Fungi; Ascomycota; Eurotiomycetes; Eurotiales; Aspergillaceae. The record is from RefSeq and is a predicted model, not a curated record.
AUGGGACUCCACACAACCGACGAUCAAGAGUACGCCGAGCUUAUGAAGCAUCAUGGCAAGGGCAACUUCCUCUAUGUCCCUGAACGAUUUAGCAGACUGCACCCAGGAUCCAUUGGUUACUUUGACAAAGAAGGAGGAUGGAACGAGAUCACCGAUCUUUCACAGCCUGGCCGUGCCGAGGCCGAUGGAUUCACGGCCAUCGGUCGCACCCUGACUCUCGAUGAACCUAGGGAAGCCAUGUGGAAGACCAUGUCAUCGGAAAGCGGCAGUGAGAGCAGCCUGCGUCUCACUGGUGGCUUGUCUGGCGCGGCGGCGGCCGCCCCAGUCGAUGUAUCGGCCACAGGAAAGAACAAGAGAACUUCUGAUAAAAAGGCCGCUCUCAUCACCGGGUCCAUCGUCAAACAUGAGAAGUUUAUCGCGCCUUACUUCCCGCCUAUUCAAAGUUGGGUUAAGAAGAAUGCCCGCGCGCUUGUCGAGUCGGACUUUGGCGAUGAGAUUAAGAAGAAUGGACUGUGGGCUAUUCAGUCUACUUGGGUCACUCCGGAAUGUGCCAUUACCAUGACUAGCGACAAGAGCCGUGACUUUGAUGUGGGAUUGGACGUGGGUGCCACUGGGUUCGGCAAGCUUGGUGCUGGGGGAAAUUCACUCCAGAAGCUUAAGAGUGAGGGCUGGUCGACAUAUGAAGCGAAAGAGAGCGAUAAGGGCCUGGUGGUCUCGUUUGGGGGUGCCUGUUACAAGUUGAAGCCAUUCUCAAGGUGGAGGUCAACUCCUUUGUCGCAGGUCGAAAGAGCCGGGGAGACUGAGAGUCUGGUCCCUGUCUAUGAUGCAGAUGGAAAUAUUACAGGUUAUGAGAAAGAGAAGAAGCCUGAAAAUGAAGACAAGGAAGACAAGGGAGCUGCAGCAGAGGAUGCAGAGGAGGAGGAAAUGUCGAUCGACAUUGAGGGUGCUCCGGUUGGGUUGACUGACAGUGACAUUGAGGCAGAGCAACAAUGUGCAAAGGAAGAGCAAGAAAGGAUGCAAGCAGAGUUCACAGCAAAGGCUAAGGAGAUGAUGGAGAUCCCAGAUGCACAGGAGAGAGAUGCGGCGCGGAAGAAGCUGCUGGAAGAGUAUUCCUAUACAACAACCACAGUGACAAUGAAGUCUUGGAUCUGA